AUGGUCUGGACCUCGCCUACCAAGGCCAGCGCUGUCACUUCUCCCCCUCGACAACGACAAGCUUAUUCCACCGACCAAGAUGGAAAACCAGUCGCGACCCCUGAUUCAGCCUCGACUGGAACCAUCAGAUCUUCAAGAUCGUUACACAGUGCUGCACAGAGACUGCAGCGUCAUGCGCAUUCGAUUCAUGGCCAGACGAGACCUACCACCGCAAUGUCUUUCACAACAUCCAGUUCCGAUAUGAUUCUUGGCCGUGACAUUCAGUCAAGAUCCUCUACUCCGCUCUAUGCGUCUGGGCCUUCUCACAUCUCACAGACUCCAACUUCUUCUCUAGGUGCACUCCUACCAUCGCCACCAGAAGAUACAGUCUCUCGCACUUAUUCCGUAGAAAUGUCUCGGCGUACUUCCGUUAGUACGCAACCCAACCAACGAUAUUCAAACUCGCAGACCUAUGAUCAAGAGAGCACCCAAGAAUUCUACAUACCAUCAGCUCAGCCUUAUACGCCCCUCGCUUAUUCUCCGCCGUCGAUGUCUUCCGCGAGUCUGCUCCCGUCUCCGCCGAUGACACAAGAAUAUCAAUACCUCUCACACGGGCCUCUCAUGUCCCCCACAUUUUCAACGUCCUCCCGCCGCUACUCGGGGGCAGACCGCCGUCCCGCUGGCGUGACCGACAGGAACUCUGAACCAGAGGACCCUGAAGAAUCUGCCCUAUUCGAUUCCGUUCUAGAGGGAAUCGGGCGUGUUCAUGUGUCGAUGAACCGAGAUGACGCAGGCAGAUGGCGAAUCAAGCGAGAAUCUGACGAGAGACCAUAG
Messenger RNA from Fusarium odoratissimum NRRL 54006, 813 nucleotides. RefSeq lists its product as uncharacterized. The transcript has a single exon. The record is from RefSeq and is a predicted model, not a curated record. NCBI's taxonomy places the organism in Eukaryota, Fungi, Ascomycota, Sordariomycetes, Hypocreales, Nectriaceae. Bases 1 to 813 code for a protein of 270 amino acids.